CAUCGUUGGACAUAAUCUAUCAGCAGCUUUCUAGAAUUCCCAAUCUGCAAAACCAGGCUAUGAAAAUUGCCUGAAGGACCCUUUCAGCAUCUGUCCCAUCAUAAUACGAAAAGAAGGGCACCGUACAUUCCAAGACCCGCUGGAACCGAUCUCCUCUCUAAGGUUAAAUUCCAGUCUAACAGUACAAUGCUCAACCACAGUCAGGUCGAAAAGCCCGUCGCGGAUGACUUCAUGUACGACUUCAAAUAUAACCACUGUCUGCCCACGACCGAUGUCUUAGGCGUUACAAUUCCUGAUGACUGCGAUGCCCGGAAGGAAGCUGAGGCCAUCGUAGCCCGACUAUCUACAGCAAUGUCAGAGGGGGAUGCGCAGACUUUCGCCGGGCUAUUCCUCGAUUACGGCGUGUGGCGUGAUAAGCUCUCAUUCACCUGGGACUUCCGCACAUUCAACUUCAGAAAGGCAAUUUUGAAAGCCGCUUCCGACCUUUUGCCUCUAACCAAGGCUACAAACUUCAAUUUUCUGGAACCUGCGCCUUGGGUGUCUCGCCCAUACCCUGAUUUUUCUCAGCUGCAGUUUGUGGUAUCCUUCGACACUGAAAUUGUGCAUGCUUCGGCCGUUAUCAAUGCUGUCCUGGCUAAAGAUGGUUGGAAGAUCUACACCAUGCAUACUGUUGCCGAGAGUCUCAAGGAGUUCCCCGAACAGGCCGCACCAGAUGGACACAUGACCGGUAUCACUAGCUGGGAGAGUCAGAGAUCUGAGGCCAUCAACAUUGUUGAUCCUGAGGUACUGAUUAUUGGGGGUGGUCAAAAUGGCCUUGCUAUAGCAGCGCGCCUGAAAGCUCUUGGUAUGGAAAACUUGAUCAUCGAACGCAGCGACGAAGUCGGAGAUAUCUGGAAAAAGCGUUACGAGUAUCUUUCUCUGCACUUCCCACACUGGCCCGAUGCGUUACCAUACUUCAAAUACCCUCAGUAUUGGCCCACUUAUACCCCAGCUCAAAAGCAGGGUCUGUACAUGGAGUGGUAUGCCUCCGCUCUGGAGCUCAAUGUCUGGACCAAAUCGGAGGUUGUAAAGGCCGAGCAGGAUGCUGAUAAUCAGUGGACUGUGGUAAUUAACAAGGAGGGCAACGAGACUCGCAUACUGCACCCUAAACAAGUUAUUAUGGCCACGUCGCUAUGCGGUGUCCCUUUUACUCCUGCAGUGCCUGGUAUGGAUGAUUUUCAGGGAGUAAUCCGUCACUCCAGCGCCCAGAAGAGUGCGCGCGAAUUUAUCGGAAAGAAGGUCUGCGUUGUUGGUACCUCAUCCUCAGGCUUCGAUACAGCUUACGAGUGCGCCCGCCUAGGAAUUGAUGUAACUCUUCUCCAGCGGUCGCCGACUUACGUCAUGUCUUUGACCCAUUCGGUUCCACGAAUGCUUAAAGAUUAUGCGCCGGACAAGAAUGGUAACCUCCCGGAUACCGAAACACAAGACCGUAUUAUGUUCUCGACGCCAGUUGGACCCGGCGAGGAAUUGGCCAGGCGCACUGCUAAAGUCCUUGAGGAACUCGACUUGCCUCUGCUUGAAGCUCUUAAUGCCCGAGGCCUGCGAACAUGGCGCGGCCAGCGCGAUACUGGCAACUUCACGUUGGGCCAAACCCGAAACGGUGGGUUCUACUUCGAUGCCGGUGCCUGCGAAGAGAUUAUCAACGGCAACAUCACAGUGGAGCCAGGCUUUAUUGAAAAGUUUACAAAAGAUAAGGUGAUCUUGAACGGUGGUCGUGAGAAGGAGUUUGACUUAGUUGUGUUUGCCACCGGAUUUUCAAACAUGCUUGACUCUAUUCGAGCUACUCUUGGUGAGAACGCUGCCAGCCGAUGUGGAUCUAUUUGGGGAAUCGACGAGGAAGGCGAGUACAAGGCUGCAUACCGGGAGACGGGGUUGCCCAACCUGUGGAUUAUGGUUGGCUCCCUUCCAAUGACCCGUUAUGCCUCUAAACUGUUGGCUCUACGACUGAAAGCUCUAAGGGAAGGCAUUUCUCUGCCCCCGUACAAAGUCUAAAUCUCAUACCUGAAAUAGAUUGAUGGUUCGCGUUCAAAUAAUUGUGUUGUACAACGAUCGGGAUUUGGUUUCAUCCACCUGAUGAGUUUUGUAACUAGGUACCUAGUAUGAGAAACAGUGGGACCACUGUCGGAUGCUGUGAGUUUAAUCAAGGAGGUACAUCGCACGGUCAUCUGCGC
Molecule: messenger RNA, 2210 nt
Organism: Aspergillus uvarum CBS 121591
Lineage: Eukaryota; Fungi; Ascomycota; Eurotiomycetes; Eurotiales; Aspergillaceae
Product: flavin-containing monooxygenase
Exons: 3
Coding region: 187-2031 (614 amino acids)
Molecular function (GO): monooxygenase activity; flavin adenine dinucleotide binding
Source: RefSeq, a predicted model, not a curated record